This is a messenger RNA of Mesorhabditis belari, 267 nucleotides long. Lineage: Eukaryota; Metazoa; Nematoda; Chromadorea; Rhabditida; Rhabditidae. The record is from the annotation of a GenBank genome assembly.
AUGAAAUUCCUCUCAAUUUUUCUCAUUUCCCUCAUCGCCAUCAUUGCUUUCGCUGAGAAAAUGGAGGAAACGGUUGGAAUUGUCAAUUCGGAAAACGAUACUGUCCAGCCAAAUCACGAAAAGUCAGCUGUUCUGGAAACCUCUAACUCAAACAAAACAUGGGCAAUCAUUUCGGGUCGAUUGGCUUCAUUCACUUGUAAAGAGGCUUGUUGUGGACAUUGCUGUUGUAAAGGGAUUUAUUGCCAGUACACCAAUUGUUGUGAAUGU